Molecule: messenger RNA, 5090 nt
Organism: Xenopus laevis (African clawed frog)
Lineage: Eukaryota; Metazoa; Chordata; Amphibia; Anura; Pipidae
Gene: sv2a.L
Product: synaptic vesicle glycoprotein 2A
Exons: 13
Coding region: 592-2781 (729 amino acids)
Biological process (GO): chemical synaptic transmission; transmembrane transport
Cellular component (GO): neuron projection; presynapse; synaptic vesicle membrane
Molecular function (GO): transmembrane transporter activity
Source: RefSeq, a predicted model, not a curated record
GAGGUCUGAAAUCAAACUUUAAGACUAAAACAACCUGCCUAUGCACUUGUCUGCUCCAGGGCUGCACGUCAGAAUCCAGAAGGCUGGCUUGGGAGAGACAUUUAUAUAGAUAAUAGAGUGCUCUUCCCUGCUCAACCCCCCUACACUGGUGUGCAGAAUGGUUUCACCCGAUGCUCUGUUGUAAGGGCAGGAACUGGCUCAGCUCUCAAUCUGGUACCCACACGCUCAUCCUCCUGCAUCCUCAGCUCAGCAUCCCUCCGGCUGCUCUCCAUACUGCACCCCCUUAACCCAGACCUUCCAGGGGGCACCCACCUCAAGGACCUGAAGGAUCUCCAGGCAUCUGAAAAGACUUGGCAUUUGCAACCCCAGGAGAGCAUGAUAAUUAAUCACAUAGACCAACAUCAGUACUGGAAAGGAGCAACCCACCUAGAACACUGCUAAUAUAACUGCUCUCCCCAGAAACACUAUAGGAACAAGUUUAGGCCUCUGGAAUUUUGGAUUGAGAAGAAUCAAGUCAACAUUUUAGCACAAUCAUAGAUCUGAAUAUCAAGAUUUCAUUUCUUAGGUAGGGUAGCAAGCCUUGUAGCAACCAUGGAGGACACAUACAAAGACCGGACUGCUUUUAUUCGAGGAGCUAAAGACAUUGCUAAGGAGGUCAAGAAACAUGCGGCCAAGAAGGUGGGCAAGGGUGUGGACAAGAUGCAGGAUGAGUACACAAAGAGAUCUUAUACCAGAUUUGAGGAAGACGAUGAUGACGAUUACCCGCCACAGGAUGGAUAUUACCGGGGUGACCCUCUGAAUGACGAGGAAGGAGCCUCUAGUGAUGCCACUGAAGGGCAUGAUGAAGACGAUGAGAUUUAUGAGGGGGAGUAUCAAGGUAUUCCCCGGGCUGAUUCCAUGAAGGGAGAUCACCUCACAAAUAACCAGCAGCUCGUUACGGAAUUCAAAGACUUUAAUGAUUUGGAAGCUCAAAGGAAAAAAGACAAGGAGGAGUUAGCUCAGCAAUAUGAGGCAAUCCUACAAGAGUGCGGACACGGGCGCUUUCAGUGGACACUCUAUUUCGUUCUUGGACUCGCCUUAAUGGCAGACGGAGUGGAGAUUUUUGUGGUGGGAUUUGUGUUGCCCAGUGCAGAGAAAGACAUGUGCCUGUCAGACUCCAAUAAAGGCAUGCUGGGUCUCAUCGUCUACCUGGGGAUGAUGGUUGGCGCAUUCCUAUGGGGAGGGCUGGCAGACCGCAUUGGGCGACGGCAGUGCCUACUUAUGUCACUCUCUGUCAACAGCGUUUUUGCCUUCUUUUCUUCAUUUGUCCAGGGAUACGGGACCUUCUUGUUCUGCAGGCUUCUAUCUGGUGUCGGUAUUGGUGGCUCCAUUCCCAUCGUCUUCUCCUAUUUCUCUGAGUUUCUGGCUCAAGAGAAAAGGGGAGAGCACUUGAGCUGGCUGUGCAUGUUCUGGAUGAUUGGUGGGAUCUAUGCCUCAGCGAUGGCUUGGGCCAUCAUUCCACACUACGGGUGGAGCUUCCAGAUGGGUUCUGCUUACCAGUUCCACAGCUGGAGGGUGUUUGUGCUGGUGUGUGCAUUCCCAUCUGUGUUUGCUAUAGGAGCUCUAACCACCAUGCCUGAGAGCCCUCGCUUUUUCUUAGAGAAUGGGAAACAUGAUGAAGGUUGGAUGGUGCUAAAGCAAGUUCAUGACACCAAUAUGAGAGCCAAAGGACACCCUGAGAAAGUGUUUUCUGUAACCCAAAUAAAAACCAUUAAGCAAGAGGAUGAGCUUGUUGAGAUCCAGUCAAACACUGGGACCUUGUACAGGCGAUGGAGUAUCCGAACGCUCAACCUAUUACAACAGGUCUGGGCCAACUUCCAUCAGAUUUUUUCCCCAGAAUACCGACGCAUUACUCUCAUGAUGAUGGCUGUUUGGUUCACUAUGUCCUUCAGUUACUAUGGGCUGACCGUGUGGUUCCCAGACAUGAUCAAACACCUGCAAAACCUUGACUAUGCCUCUCGUACAAAGUACUUCCAUAAUGAGUCUGUGAAUAACUUUAACUUCAACUUCACCCUGGAAAACCAGGUCCACAAGAAAGGAGAAUACCACAAUGACAAAUUCAUAGGCCUCAAGCUAAAGUCUGUCAUCUUUGAAGAUUCCUUGUUCACCGACUGCUACUUUGAGGAUAUCACCUCCAGUAACUCUUUCUUCAAAAACUGCUCUUUCAUUCGCACAAUGUUCUACAACACAGACCUGUUCGAUUACAAGUUCAUCAACAGUAAGUUCACUAACAGCACAUUCCUGCACAGUAAGGAAGGCUGCCAGCUGGACUUCAGUGAUGAUAUCAACAACGCCUACAUGAUCUACUUUGUGAGCUUCCUGGGGACUCUCGCAGUCUUGCCUGGCAACAUUGUGUCUGCAUUGCUCAUGGACAAAAUCGGGCGCCUUCGUAUGCUGGCUGGCUCCAGUGUUAUAUCUUGCAUCAGCUGCUUCUUCCUGUUCUUUGGAAACAGCGAGUCAGCCAUGAUUGCCUUGCUCUGCCUUUUCGGAGGGGUCAGCAUCGCUUCUUGGAAUGCGCUGGAUGUCCUGACGGUGGAGCUCUAUCCUUCUGAUAAGAGGACCACAGCCUUUGGUUUCUUGAAUGCCCUCUGCAAAUUAGCUGCUGUCCUGGGAAUCAGCAUUUUCACUUCAUUUGUCGGGAUAGCCAAAGCCGUGCCCAUCUUGUUGGCGUCCGCAGCAUUGGCACUGGGUAGCUUUCUAGCCCUCAAACUACCAGAGACCCGAGGUCAAGUACUUCAGUGAGACACACCCAUGUAAAAAUAGAUAACAUACGUAGGCACUGUGAAACGUCUUUUUUUUUUUUUUUGUGGGGCCUGGCUCCAAAUCCUCCUCUACCCUGAGAUAUUAAUACAGCGAUACGAAUGAGUGUUAGAUAGAAUGCUUUCAGAAGAACAGAAGUCUAAAAUUGUUUGCACUAUUGCUAGACUUGAGAGUGUCUUCAAGGAUUAUUUUGUGUUCAGGGUGGUUUAAGGUUAGAAAGAGGAGGACUGAGGCUUCCCACAUACCCUUGUUUCUGAGAAUACCGACUUGAAGAUUCUUGAGUUUUAUGUAAAAAAAAUUCUUUAGCCAAUGGUCUGUACAUACAGGUGGUAACUACUGGCAGAUGGCAGAAACAAUUUACUUUUACUGAUAUUGGUCUAAAAGGGGAAGUUCACCUAUAAAUAAAUACAUUUGUAGUAUGCUAUAGAUGGACCUAUUCAAAGCACAUUUUUAAUUGGUAUUCAUUGCUUUAUAAUGAUUAGUCUUUUUAUUCAGGCCUUUAUUCAAACUGAAAAUGCCGUUUGUCGGGGUCACUGACCUAGGCAACCAAAACCAGACUUCUCAAUUGCUGAAAGGGUAAUUAGACCCUAGCAACACAGAUGUUGCCAAGAUUGAGAACCGUACAAUAUUUCAAAAGCUGCAAGAAAAUAAAAAAUUAAGACCGCUUGCAAAUUGUCUUAGAAUAAAUAACACUGCCUACAUCAUACUAAAAGUCAAUGUUAUGGUGAACUACCCCUUUAAAGCUCGAAACAGCUUUUCACCAGUUAGUGUUUGUCAAUGUGCUGGACUACUUUCCUAUUUCCCAUAUACAGCCGCUCCUUCCAGGUCCCUCACCAUCUAGCUUACUCUUACCCUGUUGUACCGGACAAGACCCAACCCAUAGUAGCAGCACAUAGUGAAGAUAUGCAGAAACCAAGAGGUAGACUUCUGAAACAUAAGACUAUGGGAUAUAGUUCAGUAGAUCCAAGCAGUAUAUAUAACUGGUGAAAGGACUGUUCCUGGUCUUUACUUUCCUUUUAAAGAUAAAUUACUACCUGUUGUAGAACCAUUGAAAAAAAUAUAGUAACGUGAUAUGCAGAUAAAUAUAAAACCUAAGUCACUGCUUACACUACACAAAGGUUAUUACAUAGACCUUAUUAAGUCAUGGCCAUAAUAUGUUAUAUAAAUUCAGGCAGGUCUUUUAGAGUGGGGCAAUAAGGUUUUGGAUAUCAGCUAUAAACAGUAGGUGGCAGCAGUGCACUUAGAACAUAUUCACUAGGUAGCAUACAUUUGUCAAUGUGCAAUAAUCCUGUUAUCAGCGGCACUUAUUAUACAGUUGUAUUCCCACUGCAACAUGUCUUUCGUGGCCAACGUGUAAUGGGAAUUUAAGUAUAAAUGUAAACACCGGAAUGCGGUCAUACAUUUCUUUAAAUGAGGGCACAGUUGACUCAAGCUCUUUUUAAAUAAUCGAGAUAUCUGUCAAAUUUACUUAAAAGCACAAAGCAAGUAAAGAGCAGGGCUGAGAUUUUAAACAAACCUACUUUGUUGGGUUGAGCACACAAACAAGAUCAAAUGAUUUGUUUUAAUCAACUGGCAUACGUAAAAUAUAUAUAAUUGCACAAAUUUCUAAAAAAAAUAUCAAUUGUUGGUCAAGUUUGAAAGCAUAUCCUGAAUACGGGGAGUUGUUAAUUAUAAAAUAUUCGGUUAUCAUGGCAUGAAAGCCUGUUGGUUCCUGAAUGAAGAACAGCCAUAUCUCCAGUUGUUGUGGAAAUACAUCUCCCACGUUCUUCACCAGCGAACACAUUUGGGGUUGUAUCUCUGCAACUUGGGCUGGAGGGCCACAGCUUCAACACAAUUUAAGCCAAAAUCUGUUGACAGGCAUAGCUUAAGCUGGAUAAACACAAGCUGAUCAGAUCUUCAGAUCUCAAGCCAGAGGCCAUCGAAUAGCAAUUGCCUAUGGCAUUUCCGCAUCUGUUAUAUCAAUAUCAAUAAGCAGUGAUCAGGAAUUGCUUAAUGAAGACAUAGUUUUAGCCUUGUACAGGCAUUUGUGUUUGGCUUGAGAAUGGCCAGUCUACAGCCAAUAUCUGUCCAUGUUCAGCCUUUCCUUGAACCCUUAAGGACCACAAUAUUUCCUUCUUAGUUUGUUCCACUUCUUUAUCAAAGAUCACAAUAUUACUUAGGGGCUUCAAACUGACCUACACUAUACUGGGCUGCCAUUUCUCUAUCUACAAACUGGUGUUCAAUAUAGACAUUUGGCAUUGCCAAUCACUAGAAGGCCCUUGGCAUUUAGGAACUUAAAGCAACUUGUUACA